Neocloeon triangulifer is the source of this 1536-nucleotide messenger RNA. Its product is annotated as nuclear receptor coactivator 5-like. The record is from RefSeq and is a predicted model, not a curated record. Gene Ontology annotation, molecular function: RNA binding. Lineage: Eukaryota; Metazoa; Arthropoda; Insecta; Ephemeroptera; Baetidae. The coding region runs from base 122 to 1456 and encodes 444 amino acids. The transcript is spliced from 8 exons.
CAAACAGCACCGGUGGAUCACGGUGGAUUGAAUGAAAAAACAACAAACAAUUCUUUUAGACAGUUCAGACUGAUUUUGCUGUCUUCGGAGGGAUAUUAUUGCCGUGUCAACUUCUUCUACGAUGGAGUCACGGGAUUUCAACAACCCCAACACAGCUCGGAGUCGUAUUUGUGUUAAAAACACUCCUUCAAACAGCAACCAGUUUCAAAUUAAAGAAGAGCUUGGAAAACACUUUGAAAAAUAUGGAAAUAUUUUAGGUAUCCUCUGUAUGAAAGGGUUCACUUUGAUUCAGUUCGACGCAGAAGAGGCAGCCUCGUGUGCCAUCCAAAUGGAGAACAACACCACCUUCAUGGGCAAAAUGAUCAAGGUCACGCCGGCUAGAAUUCAACCAGUGCCGCCUGGGGAUAAUUUGUUUCGAGACAGGUCGCCUAAUAGAAAACGUUCACCUGUUCGUCAAAUUCGAGGCCAUUCUCCUCCGAGAAGGGGUCGUUCUCCGCCCAGGGAAAACAGGUCUCCACCCAGGGAUACCUGGAGGCCACGGUUUAAUGACGACUUCUCGUCGGAACAGUACGACAACAACCCUUUUAACGCCCCUCAGCAAAGAUUCCCUCCUGGGCCUCCUGGACCAGCACCAGCAGCUCCAAGACCUCCACCAAAAGUACCAAAUGCUGCAGAGAGAACCAAUGAUUGCGAAAUACUCAUUUUUGAUAGAGCACAAACGAUUUAUGGAGAGACAAUUGAGCAAAAGUUGAAGAAUCUUGGCUUGUCUGCAGACAUUCUCUUUCCCAACGCAAGCAUACCUGUAGGAAGGUUGCUUGCAAGCAUUGCCAAUAAAGGAACUCUUUAUGCAAUAAAUGUCUAUCCUAUCAAUGAAGUCAAAGAAAGUUUCACCGUGAAUAUUCUUCAAGGAGACUCCGAAGAACACAGAAACAUUCCGUUUGAGCAAGGAAUUAACGUCAUCAUGGUCAAUUUUGACAAGUACAUCCAGAACGGAGGCAGCCGGACAGCCCCAGCUCUUGUCCCAAUGGUUGGAAGUUCUGGUCCGAGCAUCCACCCUGAUGCAAUUCAGACCAUGACCAAUCUGCUCCUACAAAAUCGGCCUCUGACUGUGAUGCAGUACGAUGCCUUCAUUAAGUACUUGGACCAUCUGAAAACUAAACAGGCGAAACUGGAAAUUGGCGACGCUCUCUCCGUCACCAUGGAAGUUGCCAAGCCAGACAACAACCCUGCAGAGGAUCUUCUGAAGAACCGAAUCAUGAGCAUCAUGGACAAAACCCUAAAGAAGCCACCCGAGCUGCCGAUGUCAUCAGCCCUAGCAGCUCCCCCAAUGAUGAAAAUGCCUCCAAUGCCGCAAAUGCCAAAUCUGCCAGCCUCAGCUACACCCAUGCUGCAGGACCCCAACAUCCAAAAGGCUUUGGAUGCACUGCUCAGCGGAGGCAGUCUAAACUUCUUUUAGUAAUUAAUCCUAUUUAGUUCUCUAAAAUUAAUGUCAAGUACUGCGCAUAAAUUUUAAUUAAAUUUACUGAUCUAUACAAA